GGUAUUUGUUGUCAUGGUGGUUCCGAACUCGGCGAAGCUUGCGAUGCCCUCUCGUUAUGAAUCCCAGUCCGUCAUCGCUUCCCACUUGUGUUAAAAUUCUGGUCACUCGCAUAUGCUGAUCACAUGGGAGCCAUGGCGUUUACCCCUCGCCUCUCACAACCAUUCUGCGGACUGCUCUGCAAUCUCUGAUUAAGUUGCUCUAUGGCUCACAUAAAUGUUUUUUAGCUAUUCUCCAGGUGCGUAUUAUCAUUUAUUAGCGUCGACUUUCAUUAUAUAAUCAUAACAUUUUUUAAGAAGUCAGUGGUGCAUUUGGAGUUGGAAGAAAAAGACGUCGUCUCAUAUCUCGUGCGCCCCGCUGAUGGGGGAUGAACAAGAACAAGAUUAUGUGCGCCACAGUUAAUGGCGAACAAGAUGUUUUGUUGCGCACGGUAAAAAGGUGUCGCAGCGCGAAUCAAUCGUACGUCCUUGCGUUUGCGUCGCAGCGCUACGGCAUGACGCAGUCAAUAGUCGUGCAAGUCGGACAGUGCGGGAAUCAGAUCGGCUGUCGUUUCUGGGACCUAGUGCUCCGCGAACACAUGCUGCUCGAAGAUCGAAGUACCACCGACAUGGCCGUAUGGAAUUUUUUUCGCAUGGCACAGAACGGCAAAGAUGAGCUGAGGGCCAGGGCGGUGAUGGUAGACAUGGAGGAAGGGGUGAUUAACUCCAUUCGGCGAACGCGUCUUGGAGGCAUGCUGAGCAACCACCAGUUUGUGACAGACGUCUCUGGCUCCGGGAACAACUGGGCUGUUGGCUUUCACGAGUAUGGCACAAAAUAUCGAGAAAAAAUUGCAGAACACAUCAGGAAGGAAGCCGAACAUUGUAGUUGUCUACAGACGUUUUUUCUCCUUCACUCGUUAGGUGGUGGUACUGGUUCUGGCUUGGGAACUGCUGUUCUAGAAAUGCUGAGUGAAGAAUUUCCUAAGGUCUUUAGAUUCUGUGUACCGGUGCUCCCCUCUGCUGUGGACGAUGUUGUGACGUCGCCAUAUAACACAGUAUUUGCCCUCGAGAAAAUUGCAAGUUUCGCAGAUUUUUCCUGUCCAGCCGAAAAUGAGGCACUGAUUAGCAUCUGUGAUCGUGUUGCCAAGGCUGGGGCGAGUAUUAAGCAGACUGUUGCAAGCAGUGCGAGUAGCAUCCUGGGACAGAAAGCGAGACCUUUCGACCAAAUGAACAACAUUGUGGCCAAUCUCUUAAUCCAUAUGACAAGUUCAGCACGUUUUUCGGGCUCGCUCAACGUGGACAUGAACGAAGUUUGCACUAAUCUGGUGCCCUAUCCCAAGCUGCAUUUCCUGGUGUCCAGCAUCACACCGCUUUACUCGCUUCUAGAUGUCAACCUACCAGCUCGCAGACUGGACCAGAUGUUCACGGAUGCACUUAGUCCGAAUCACCAGCUAGUGCAGUGUGAUAUCAGAAAAGGAACCAUGCUAUCCUGUGCCCUUCUAGCAAGAGGAGACGUCUGCAUGGCUGACAUGCGCAGGAACCUCGAGAGAUUGCGAGCAGGCCUCAAAUUUGUUCACUGGAACCAGGAUGGUUGGAAGACGGGCCUGUGCUCGGCAGCGCCAGUGCACCAACCAUACUCCCUGCUGACUCUUUGCAACACCAGCUCAUUCCAUCAUGUUCUUUGCCGACUGAGGUCCGGAUUCCUCAAGCUGUACAAUCGCAAGGCGCACAUGCACCACUUUCUCCAAGUGCCUUCCAUGGAGGAAUCUCACUUUCAGGAGGCCCUAGAAAGCUUAGCCGAGCUGUCAGCCUUGUACCGGUCCAUGGAAGGCACAGACUUCAGCAAACUAACUCGUCCAAGGAUCAAAGUUUUGCUGUGAACGGAAACACGUGCCUUUAUAGUAGCAGUACUGAGUGGUUUAGUAGGGUGCCAAGGAUUUUUUGUCGUUAGUACUAGUGCGGUUUUUAUACCGUAGCACUUUCCUGUGCUAUACUAUCGACGAUCGUUGAUUGAAAUCAAAACUAAUUGAAUAUACAUCUAAGGUCUUCAUUUUUUGAAGGCAUACUUGUUUGUGAUGAUAUCACGUACACAUUUUUUAGUAGAAAAAAAAAAAGCAUUGAACCGUUUCAGUACUACUUGUGUGCAUUAGUGCCAAGUUGAACUUAUUAAGUGCACCAUUUAGUAGUGUCAAAUAUGCAAUGUUUUUGUAACGUGAUAUUUCUAUAUGGGGCCCCUUUUAGCUAGACAUGGUAUCUAACUACAAUGCUAGAUUUCAGAAGGGAUGCUCACGUUUUUUAAGCUAUUAUAGCAAUGCAUUCAUGCCAUCUACACUUGCACUAUGCUGCAUUUGUUAAACUAUUUUAAUGUUGACUCUGCAUUGCCUUGUCCUGAAUACACUAUGGAAUUGAUGAAAUACAUGCAAGGUGCAUCCUCUUUAUUUAUAGUGCCCUCCUACACUUAAUGUUUUUUGUAUCCAUUUAUGGAAGAGCAACCUGAAAACUUUGUUGAGAAAAGGACGAGCCGCUGUUUCCAUGGCGAAGCCAUAGGAACAUUGUGUACCGAGUAUUCGGGUGUGUGUAUCAGUGUUCUCCACCGCCAUGCGUCAUUUGUGGGGGCGCGGAGGAUGUAGAAAAUUGUGCGUACGACAAGAAGUGGUAGUAUUAUCAUCAUAAGUGUGUUCAAAUACAGGUGUUAUAGGGGAGGGGGGGGGGGGGGGCUUUGCCAUGGCGACAGCGACUCGUCCUUUUCUCUACAAACUUACUGGGCAAAUUACUACUUGUUGUAACGUACCUGCAAUUUCAUAUUGCACUCUUAUCGUAAGGUUUGCCAUUUGUAAUGAUACACUGCCAUCAUGUUGCAUUUGUCUUUUAUACAUAUAGAAGAAGCAUUUUAUGCAGACACAGUUCCAUAAAUUUGUACAUAUUCUAUUUAUUACGUUUGAUGUUUGCAUUUUUUUACUUGUAACCAGUGUAUUCUUUUUACCCGUGACGUCCACUCGGCCUCUUGGCUAUGGCUAGUGCAAUUAUGCGCAUAGUAUUUCGCAAUAAAGCAGCGAUACCUGUCUCGCUGUC
Rhipicephalus microplus (southern cattle tick) is the source of this 3048-nucleotide messenger RNA. RefSeq names its product tubulin epsilon chain. Gene Ontology annotation, molecular function: GTP binding. Gene Ontology annotation, biological process: microtubule-based process. Lineage: Eukaryota; Metazoa; Arthropoda; Arachnida; Ixodida; Ixodidae. The record is from RefSeq and is a predicted model, not a curated record. Gene Ontology annotation, cellular component: microtubule.